This is a messenger RNA of Xyrauchen texanus (razorback sucker), 1065 nucleotides long. RefSeq names its product glypican-6-like. Gene Ontology annotation, cellular component: plasma membrane; extracellular region; cell surface. NCBI's taxonomy places the organism in Eukaryota, Metazoa, Chordata, Actinopteri, Cypriniformes, Catostomidae. Gene Ontology annotation, biological process: cell migration; regulation of protein localization to membrane; regulation of signal transduction. Bases 178 to 1065 code for a protein of 295 amino acids. The transcript is spliced from 4 exons. The record is from RefSeq and is a predicted model, not a curated record.
UCUAAGGGGAUCUAUUGGAAAUCUCUGCUAUGUGGUGGAUGCGAAAGAAGGCGUGAUUUAGGAAAGAUUUCCCAACCUGGUGCGCUGAGCGCGUGUCUCUCUCUCUCUCUCUCCACUGAUGCCGCGCGUUUAGCGCUUUUACGCGUCGGGUGGAUUUUGCGCACUGGAGGGUUUGCGAUGUGGAAGACACCUGUCGUGGGUUUCAUUUGUUCUUUAUCGCUUCUAUUGUCGCUGACAUGUGCUGGUGAUGUAAAAUCGCGCAGCUGCGGCGAUGUGCGCCAGGCGUAUACAGCCAAAGGCUUUGGUCUUCAUAAUGUACCGCACCAGGAGAUAUCAGGAGAACAUCUGCGGAUUUGCUCCCAGGGCUACACCUGCUGUAUCUCAGACAUGGAGGACAAACUCAGCCAGCAAAGUAAGAUGGAUUUUGAGAAAUUAGUGGAGGAGAGCAGCCGCACCAUACAGACAAUAUUUACCUCCAGACAUAAAAAGUUUGACGAAUUUUUCCUGGAGUUGCUGGACAACUCAGAAAAGUCACUCAACGACAUGUUUGCACGCACAUAUGGCAAACUGUACACUCAUAACUCUGAAAUAUUUGAAGAUCUGUUCUCAGAGCUAAAACGCUACUACACCGGCGGCAAUGUCAACCUUGAAGAAAUGCUGAAUGAUUUCUGGUCGAGACUACUUGAACGAAUGUUUCAGCUGCUCAACUCCCAGUACACAUUUAGUGAUGACUAUCUUGAGUGUAUCAGCAAAUAUACCGACCAGUUAAAACCUUUUGGAGAUGUUCCACGCAAACUCAAAGCCCAGGUCACGAAGGCUUUUAUUGCAGCUCGCUCGUUCGUUCAAGGACUUAUGGUGGGUCGUGAAGUGGCCAACAGAGUGGCGAAGGUCAGUAUAUCACCAGGUUGCAGUAAAGCACUGGCCAAAAUGCUAUACUGCCCAUACUGUGGAGGAAUGCCAGGCCUCAAACCCUGUCCCAACUACUGCCAAAAUGUCAUGAGAGGUUGCCUGGCCAACCAAGCGGAUCUGGAUCCAGAGUGGAAUCUCUUCAUUGGUAAGAAAUGA